This is a messenger RNA of Coniophora puteana RWD-64-598 SS2, 1866 nucleotides long. RefSeq names its product MFS general substrate transporter. The record is from RefSeq and is a predicted model, not a curated record. NCBI's taxonomy places the organism in Eukaryota, Fungi, Basidiomycota, Agaricomycetes, Boletales, Coniophoraceae. The coding region runs from base 1 to 1866 and encodes 621 amino acids. Gene Ontology annotation, biological process: transmembrane transport. Gene Ontology annotation, molecular function: transmembrane transporter activity. The transcript is spliced from 18 exons.
AUGAGCAACAGCGUGGACGUCGCCCAGCCCGUCGUUGGUGAACAGCCACGUGGUCGCGUCCCGCCCGGCAACUCAACCGGCGACUUAACCUUGAGGGAGAAGCCAUCCGACCAGGAACUCCAGGUCGACGCAAAGACAAAGUCUCGCAAGCCAGGAGAAACAUGGAAGGCUCAGGAGGUUCAUGACAUACCAGAAAACAACCUUAAGCUCGUCUUUCCUGGACUGAUGCUUACUACCUUCCUUGCCGCAAUGGACCAAACCAUUGCCGCAGUCGCUCUCCCAACCAUCGUCAAAGACAUCGGUGGUGAGAGCGGCUAUAGCUGGGUCGGAACUGCAUACCUACUAGGUUCUGCAUGUUUCUCUCCGUUGUACGGUAGGCUCUCCGACAUCAUCGGGCGAAAGCCAAUCCUGUUCGCCUCGAUAUUUCUGUUCCUGUUUGGUUCUGCGAUGUGCGGAGCAGCACAGACCUUCGCAUGGCUUGCAAUCUGUCGAUUUGUCCAGGGUGUAGGCGGAGGUGGCAUCAUCCAGCUCGUACAAAUCACCAUUUCAGACAUAACGAAACUUGAGCAGCGCGGAGCUUUCACUGGUGCUAUCGGCGCUACAUGGGGCAUCGCCAGUGUGAUCGGACCCUUGGUGGGCGGAAUUCUCGCGGACCAUGUCAGCUGGCGAUGGUGCUUCUUCAUCAACCUUCCCGUCGGCGGGGUCGCCGCCGCAGUCCUCCUCACAUGCCUCAAGCUCAACCCAGUCGAGAAAAAAACCUUCCGCCAGUUCUCGCGCGAAACCGACUUCAUCGGCCUCGUCCUGAUCAUCGCAGGCAUUGUCCUCUUCCUCAUCGGCGUUGCCAACGGCGAGAACUCAUGGACAUCCGCGUACACGCUCUCCACGAUGAUCAUCGGCAUCGCGUGCCUCGUCGGCGGCUCGGUCAACGAGGUGUACACGUCCCGACAGCCCGUCGUGCCGCCGCGCCUGUUCCGCACGCGCACGACAGCGGGCAUUCUGUGCUCCGUUUUCAUCCACGGGCUCGUGUUUUUCGCUGCGAACUACUACAUCCCCGUGUACUUCCAGAUCUUGGGGAGCAGCGCGACAAUGGCAGGGAUCAAAAUGAUGCCAUUCACCGUUGGCGGUGCUAUUCUGAGCAUCAUAACUGGUCUUAUUGUCUCGAAAACGCAGGACUACCGAUGGACCAUCUGGGCGGGAUGGGUCAUCAUGAUCGCCGGUUUUGGCGCCAUGAUCACCCUAGACGAAACCUCAUCCCUCGCCGUCCAAGACAUCCUAAUCCUCAUCGUCGCAGGCGGAGCCGCCUGCCUCUUCCAGCCUCCCCUGAUCGCCAUGCAAGCCGCUAUGCCUCUCAAGGAAAUGGCGACGACCACGGGAGCGUACGUCCUCGUCCGCGUCCUCGGCGGCACCGUUGGCAUAUCCAUGGGCGGCGCCAUCUACGCGAGCGAGCUCAGGAGGCGCUUGCCUGGCAUCGCUGGAUAUGACCCAUCUACUGGGUACGCGGACACGAACAACCUCGCGGGGCUCGUUCAGAUACAGCCGCCUGAAGUGCGCCAGCAAGUCUUACAUGCUUACACCCGGAGCGUGUCCACGAUAUGGCUCGUUUUCACGCCUCUCGUCGGCGUCGGCUUCCUCUUUAGUCUUCUGAUCCGCAAGUACUCAAUGCAGCGCAAGACUGCCCAAAAUGCUGCAAAGCCCGACGACCCAGAAAAGGCGGUCACGACGACGACGACGAUACCUGCACCCGCCGGCAUGGGUGCCGAGCUCGCUGACCUGCCAGAACAGCCAGCGACCACGGAGGCGGCCGCGGCGCAAGAGGUGGAAGACAGCGAUGAAAAGGACUCUCAAGAGAACGACUCCAAGGUCUAG